This is a messenger RNA of Achroia grisella, 1001 nucleotides long. RefSeq lists its product as uncharacterized. Lineage: Eukaryota; Metazoa; Arthropoda; Insecta; Lepidoptera; Pyralidae. The record is from RefSeq and is a predicted model, not a curated record. The coding region runs from base 14 to 922 and encodes 302 amino acids. The transcript is spliced from 2 exons.
AGAUUGGACCGCGAUGGAGACGCACGUAUCGCUCGUUCCCAACUCGAAAACGUUACCCAGCCUGUUUGAAGCUGAGAAAAAAUUCAUUUACGUGUACAAAAGUUUACCAAUAUUAUGGGACGCAAAACACCCAGAAUACUCCAACAAAUAUCAGCGGCACGAAGCACUGCAGAAAUUAUUAAAAGUGUACAAGUUUAUAAAGGCAAGCGCGACCGUUAACGAUGUGAGAAUGAAAAUAAACACGCUUAGAUCGAACUAUAGGCGGGAAUUGAAGAAAGUUCUUUUGUCCAAGAUGAUUAAUAGUGAUUCACCUAACAAUGUUUAUAAGCCGAGGACAUGGUCAUUUGAGCUACUCAGUUUUUUAGGCAAUCAAAUGGAAGUAUCAACGACGACCGACGAACAUAAUGCCAGUGACUGCACCGUUUUUGAAGAAAUUGAAGUUGAAUUAGACCCAGCAAUUUCUACAUCACCAAUUCGUGAAAUCGAGUGUGUUCAAGUUGAACAUACGCCAGCAAAAAAGAAAAGUUUAAAAUAUGAAAUAACUGAAAUUAAAAGGCCAACUUGUUCAAAAAGAAGUUCACCCUAUCACACGUGUUCUUGUUGUACGCAGUUGACGAAAAUAAGGAAUUCAAUCGCUCGCAUUUGGGUAGAUAAACUCGAAAAUUUGGAAGCAGAUCAGAGAUUGCUAGCAGAAAAAGCUAUAAACGAUGUUUUAUUUGAAGCUGAAAUGGGAACUCUACAUAGACAUUCUGUGAAAAUUAAUCAACAAGCAGAAGAAUGUUCAUCACCUUACUCACAGUAUUUCGUUUCCACACAGGACAACAUUUCCGAACAACCUGAUUUACAACCAAAAAUCACCAAGGAAGAAUCUUAUUUGUCCGGUGAUAUUGGUGAACAUGUUGUAGUUUUAAGUCAGGAUUAAGGAACCAAUUUCUAGAUUUAUAUAUUUUUUUUUAUUAUUCAAUAAUAACAAGUCUUAUUAAAGUUAAAAAUAUAUUUUA